CAGUAGUAAGUAGCUAAACACUUUAAGAGGAUAAGACAAUAAUCUAAUUUGUGUUCAUUGUAGAACUUGGCCACAGAGCUUUGGAAUGGAACGUGAAAAACUUGAGAUGUUUGAAGUUGGACCAUGCAAAGAUUCAUACGAAAUGGGUUUCUUAAUAGGCCAAAGAUUCUCCCAAAGGAUAAAAAACAGAGUGGCUGAUGACACCAUACUUCAAAAUCAGCUUAGACCCUUUGCUCAAACUCAAACUCCUCCUCAAUCAGAAUCACUUCUCAAAGCACUUUUUCAUAAUAAUCAAACCAAAUUCCCUAUGUAUUGGGAUGAACUCUUGGGGACUGCAGCUGGAAGUGGUGUGCCUCUUCUUGAUAUUUUACUUAUUAAUUUCAAGAAGGAAAUUCUUGCAUUUGUUCCGAAAGAAGGAUUGAAAAGUUUAGAAGAUGAUUCCUCAAAUGAGUGUUCUACAGUUCUUGUUGUUGAUGAAUCUAUGGCAAUUGCAGCACACAAUGAGGAUGCAAAUGUUGUUCUUGUUGGUCACACCUACUUAAUUAAAGGAAUAUUGCCAAAUGGGCUAUUCUUUGUUGCUUAUACAUAUGCUGGGGAGCUUCCAAGCUCUGCAUUUGCAUUUAAUAGCAAUGGAUUGGCAUUCACUCUAAAUUCAGUACCACCAGCUGAAGAUGAAAUUGUAGCUGGUGGGAUUGGGCGCAACUUCAUUUCGCGAGGCAUUCUUGAAGCCACUGGCAUUGACGAUGCUAUAAAUAGGAUUCGUUCAUCAGAAAUUUCAGUGGGGCAUUCUUAUAACCUAAUUGAAAUAAGUACUCGUAGGAUUGUUAAUGUUGAAACUGCAUCCAAAAAGCGAAUUUCAAUUCACGAGGUUGGAGAAACGCCUUUCUUCCAUGCAAACAUGUACCGUCACCUACAUAUUAAUCAGGCACAAGAUGAGAGUUCAAUCAGCAGGCAGAAAAGGGCAAAUGUCCUAACAAAAACAACAAAAGAGGAUUUUCUGUCAAUUCUAGGAGACGCGGAUGACAAAAAAAAUCCCAUCUAUAUGACAGGUCCAUUGCUUCACACGCUAUGUACCGCUGUUAUCGAUUUGGAAGAAAAAACACUAUCAAUAAUUGAAGGUAAUCCGAAAAAAGAAGAUGUUUCAAUUGUUUUCUCCCUCUCCCCGAAGAAGUUGAUCAAUGGCCAUCAUCAUAAUCACUUAUAAUGUGAUUAGAAGUUUCAAAUUUUAAUUAAUGAAAGGAAUCGUCGUCUUUCCGUGGAUUCAAUAUUUAGUUCAACUCCUAAGUUCAUGCAGUCACGGUACAAUCAUGCAUUUUUUUUUAAGGAGUACCAAUAAUGAAAUUAUCAAGGAACUAAGUUGAUGUUACAUUUUUUUGCAUUAUUUAACAAACCUUUUUCUUUCAAACACGAUUCCAAGUAAACAAAGCUUAGUAAGAGACACAGUGCUAAUCUCAAGCCUAACAAGUACCACCGAAAUCAAAGUCUUGCCCAUAUGCAUACUCGCUGAAAAUUAAACACAUAACUGCCACUAUCAUCACCAACCAAAAACCGCACAACAACAAACUUUUUUUCACUACUUUACCUGAUCUCGUCAUUGACGACCCAUAAACCGCUCUUCAAGUUGGGCCAAGAUCUCGUGUCGCCACCGUUGUGAAGAAGGGAGGAAGAUGAAUACAUAGAUUUAUGAUAUACUCUUGAGAUGAUACCAAGCGUUUAUCGAGCUUGCCAAAUUUCAUGGGUUCGCCGCCAGUGUAUGCAUAGAAUGAUUUGUAGUUGUCGGCUAUUUGGGUUUUGGUUUAGUUCGAGGACCAGACACGACUAUUUUCCAUUAGGCAAAGUGCGUAAAAGAAUAGUCGUGUCUGGUCCUCGACCCAAACCAAAACCUAAAAAGCUGACAACGCGUUUUAUUCGAUAGAUUGACGGCGACCCAAUGAAAUAUGGGGAGCUGGGUAGUAGAAUGCUUGGUAUCAUCCCGAGAGUAGAAUCUACGUAUCCAUCUUCCUCCACUCUUCACAACGGUGGACAAACAAGAUAUAGGCCCAAAUCAAGUGAAGCGAGCCAACAACUUGAGUGGAGAGCGGUUUAGGAGCCGCUGGAGACUAGAUCUAUGCAGAACUUGAGUGGUGUGAGCCAACAGUUGAUGAGGAGAGCAGUACAUGGGCUGUCGAUGACAAGAUUAGGUAAAUAAGUGAAAGUAAGGUUUAGUGUUCCGAGGGGUGUGUUGUGUGGUUUUUGGUUGGUGAUGAUGGCGGAAUCAUUAUCUGUAUUAUUUUUUUAGGAGUAUUUUAUGGGGCAUAUGGGCAAUAAAAAUGUGAUCAUGGUGGUGCUUGUAAGGGUUUGGAUUAUCAUAACGUCUCUUGAUAUGACUUUGUUUGGCGAGUCUAGAUAAUGCUCACAAUUUGUUUGUUCGUUUAUUUGUUUAUUUGAUGAAAGUACUCACAAUUUGUUUGGUGAGGCAAGAUAAUGCUUAGAAUUUGUUUUUUUUGGUGAGUCAAGGUAAUUCUCACAAUUUGUUGGGUUGGUUCCAAAUGCUCACAAUUUGAAUAUGAAGCAUCAUAAUAUUGUGUUUGUUUUGGAUAAUGUGAUGAGUGGAGAUAAUGCUCAUAAUUUGUUUGUGAAGAGUUAUCAUUAAAGACAUAUUUGAACAAUUUAGUUGGUUCUCCUUC
Messenger RNA from Medicago truncatula (barrel medic), 2666 nucleotides. RefSeq lists its product as uncharacterized. The coding region runs from base 86 to 1204 and encodes 372 amino acids. NCBI's taxonomy places the organism in Eukaryota, Viridiplantae, Streptophyta, Magnoliopsida, Fabales, Fabaceae. The transcript has 7 exons. The record is from RefSeq and is a predicted model, not a curated record.